Messenger RNA from Rhea pennata, 2331 nucleotides. RefSeq names its product disintegrin and metalloproteinase domain-containing protein 18-like. Bases 1 to 2331 code for a protein of 776 amino acids. The record is from RefSeq and is a predicted model, not a curated record. The transcript is spliced from 22 exons. Gene Ontology annotation, biological process: binding of sperm to zona pellucida; male gonad development; cell adhesion. Gene Ontology annotation, molecular function: metalloendopeptidase activity. Gene Ontology annotation, cellular component: plasma membrane. Lineage: Eukaryota; Metazoa; Chordata; Aves; Rheiformes; Rheidae.
AUGGGGCCGCGCCUGGCGCUGCUGGCGGCGCUGCUGGCCGCGCCGCGUUCACAAGUAUUUUUGCACAUCACAAUUCCACAGAGGUUACUAUCAAAUAAAACUGGAGAGACGGACACAGUGUCCUACGUCAUCACGAUAGAGGGGAGGCCGUAUACCGUCCACCUGAAGCGGCAGCUCUUUUUAUCUGAUGAUUUCAGGAUUUACACAUACAAUGAGAAGGGAACUUUGCACUCUGAUAUGCCCCAUAUCAAGGAUGAUUGCUACUACCAUGGGUACAUUGAAGGCUUCCCAAACUCAGCAGUGACUCUCAGUACCUGCUCCGGGCUCAGAGGCCUGCUGCAGUUUGAGAACGUGAGCUAUGGGAUUGAGCCUCGGGUUUAUUCACCUGCGUUUGAGCACUUUGUUUAUCAGAUGAGUAAUGAGAACACAGCGGGUUUCCUCUUUGCAAAUUUAAGACCUUUUUUUUUGCAGUUGUUGUCAAGCCUCCCCAGACAUAUGGAACUGUAUGUAGUUUUGGAAAAGACUUUGUACAAGCACAUGGGUUCUGACAACAAUAUUGUGACAAAGAAGGUAGUUCAAAUCAUCAGCUUUCUCAGCAAUAUGUUUAAUUCCCUUAAUCUAACAAUUGUGCUGUCCUCAGUGGAGUUCUGGACAAAUAAGAAUAAAAUUCUGACAACAGGGGAAGGAGAAGAAGUGCUACAGCGAUUUUUAGAGUGGAAACAGGCAAACCUUUUUCUGCGGCCAUAUGAUAUGCCUUAUUUAUUUCUUUACAGGGCUCGACCAACAUACGUAGGCGCCACAAUCCCAGGGCAGGCAUGCCAGCAAGAGACUGCUGGCGGAGUGGCCGUGUACCAGAAGGCUGUGACCCUGGAGUCAUUUUCCAUCAUCCUGGCGCAGCUGCUGGGGCUGAGCCUGGGAAUGACCUAUGACAAGUCCAGAGACUGCCGGUGUCCCGGCUCCGUUUGUAUAAUGAAUGCUAAUGCACUACGUUUCAGUGGGGUAAAAGCCUUUAGUACCUGCAGCAUUCGAGACUUCGAAAAGUUUCUCAAGCGAAAUAGAGACUGCCCUUUCAGUAGAUCCCAUGUGAGUGAACCAUCCUACAGGAAAACUCCAGUCUGUGGCAAUGGCGUUGUGGAACGAGGAGAGCAGUGUGACUGUGGGUCAGUAGAGGCAUGUGCAAAGGACAAAUGCUGUACUCCCCAGUGUAAGUUCAAACCAGGAAUGAAGUGUUCCUCCGGAUUAUGCUGCGAAAAUUGUCAGUUUAAACAGAAGAACACCAAAUGCCGGGCCCUCUCUGAUGUGCAGUGUGAUCUCGCAGAGUACUGCAAUGGGACCUCUGCGUCCUGUCCUCCAGACUAUUAUAUUCAGGAUGGGCAUGAAUGUGAGCAUGGCACUGGUUACUGCUACAAAGGACGCUGCCAGUCUCCUGACCUGCAGUGCCAGAGACUCUAUGGGAAAGGUGCAAAAAAUGCUCCUUUGGCGUGUUAUGAAGAAGUCAACAGUCAACAAGAUAGAUUUGGACACUGUGGAAAUCACCCGAAAGAUGGGUAUCAGGCCUGUUCUUGGCUGAAUCUAGGAUGUGGAAAGUUAAUAUGUACAUAUCCGAAUCGUAUUCCAUUCACGCAAAUUAAAGGCGCCGUGAUUUAUGCUCAAGUGCAAGAACAUUUGUGUGUGUCUUUUGAUUAUAUGCGCGGACCCACAGUGCCAGAUCCUCUUCUGGUUAAAGAAGGCACAAAAUGUGAUUCAGGAAAGGUUUGUCUGAAUGGCACUUGCCAUCCACAUUCAGUCUUGAAGUAUGAUUGCAAUCCACAGAAAAAAUGCUUCGGACACGGAGUGUGUAAUAAUAAGAAGGUUUGCCAUUGUUUUCCGGGCUGGAAACCUCCAAACUGCAAGGUUCAAGGAUCUCCUUCGGGCGGCAGCAUCAGCAGUGGGCCACGGAUGCUGGAUGCUGAUCUUAUCUCAAAAAGCUCCUCCAACGACACACUGAAAACCUGGCUACUGCUCAGCUUCUGUCUCUUCCUCCCUAUUGUUGUUGGUGGGACUGUCCUGAUCCUGAAGUGGAAGCAGCUGAACAGAUUCUGUGAGAGGAAGGGAUUGCAAACUAACGGGUCAGAAGAUGGCAGCCUGUCCAGCUACGAGAGCUCCGCCGCCGAGGAGGGCAGCGCCGCUACCGAGGAGUCGGGGCCGGAGCCGGAGCCGGAGCCGGAGCCGGGGACACCUGUGGGCGGGGGACCAUCGCCGUUGGUGUGGGGACCCCCCAUGAGCACCAUUGCCAUUAGUGCGGGGACCCCCGUGGGCCGUUGGUGUGGGGACCCCCCACGGGCACCGUGA